This is a messenger RNA of Malaya genurostris, 1991 nucleotides long. RefSeq names its product cytosolic carboxypeptidase 6. Bases 96 to 1991 code for a protein of 631 amino acids. Gene Ontology annotation, molecular function: zinc ion binding; metallocarboxypeptidase activity. NCBI's taxonomy places the organism in Eukaryota, Metazoa, Arthropoda, Insecta, Diptera, Culicidae. The transcript has 6 exons. The record is from RefSeq and is a predicted model, not a curated record. Gene Ontology annotation, biological process: proteolysis.
UGAGAUAGAACCCAGAUCUAUUCGAGGUGCGAUUCAUUAGAGUAUACCACUUCAAAACGUUUAGAUAUUUGAAAGUAACAUUAAUACAUUGCAAAAUGUUCAAAGAAGCAUGUGAUCCAUUGAAACAUACUAGUAUGUACCAGAGAGCUGAAGAAGAUAGCGAGGACAGUGAUGGCGAAGGAGGACUUGGAAACGUUAGUCGGGUUAUCAUCCGACCUCCAGGUCACAGCGGGAAGGCGAAACGCGGUCAUCUCUGCUUCGAUGCAGCCUUCGAAACCGGUAACCUGGGACGGGUCGAUUUGGUGGGUGAAUUCGAGUAUGAUCUCUUCCUGCGGCCUGACACCUGCAAUCCCCGGUACCGUUUCUGGUUCAAUUUCACCGUAGACAAUGUGAAACAGGACCAACGGGUAAUAUUCAAUAUCGUCAACAUCAACAAAAGCCGAACGCUGUUCAAGGACGGUAUGACACCACUGGUCAAAUCCACCAGCCGACCCAAGUGGCAACGUCUUCCGCGGUGUGAGGUGUUUUACUACAAAUCUGCCGUCCAUCAGAACCACUAUGUUCUGAGCUUUGCAUUCGGAUUUGAUAAGGAGGAUGAAGUGUACCAGUUCGCAUUGACGUAUCCGUAUUCGUACUCUAAGCUGCAAGCGUACCUAAGCGUGUUGGAGAGUAAAUACCCAAACUCGUUUGAGAGAACGACGCUUGGGAUGACAAUUCAAAACCGCAAGCUGGAACUGGUCACUUUCGAUGAUGUUAAAAAGCCGGAUAAGGUCGAUCAUAAAAACUUGAUUCACAUGGUGGUGGUUUUGGCAAGGAUACACCCGGGAGAAUCACCUGCUUCGUACGUAGUGCAAGGGCUUAUCGAAUACUUGGCUGCAGCCAGUCAACCCGUUUCGAAAGCUCUGCGUGAGAAUGUAGUGUUCAAAAUCGUACCGAUGCUGAAUCCGGAUGGUGUGUUUCUUGGAAACAAUCGAUGCAACGUAAUCGGUCAUGAUUUGAAUCGAACGUGGAACAAAUUGUCUCACUAUACCCAUCCGACACUGACGGCAGUUAUGAAAAUGAUUAAGGAGUAUGACAACUCGAGUUGUUAUCAGGUUGAUUUCGUGAUCGACAUUCACGCCCAUUCGACCUUAACGGGAACAUUCAUCUACGGAAGUACGUAUGACAACGUGUAUCGCUAUGAGCGCCACUUGGUAUUCCCUAAGCUGUUUGCGUCAAAGUGUGAAGACUUCUGCCAGGAACACAUGAUGUUCAAUGCCGACGACAGGAAGUCGGGAACCGCCCGAAGACACUUUGUCGAUGCGUUGAGUGAUACCGUUAACACCUACACAUUGGAGGUGUCGAUGUGCGGGUACUUUCUAAAUGAUACCAACAUAAUGACGCAGUAUACCGAGGAUGGAUAUAUGCGAAUCGGUCGAAAUCUGGCACGGACAUUUCUGGAGUACUAUCGCUUCACCAACAUUCUACCGAUUCCUCCGAUGGACGAGCUUCGAUCACGCAAAGGGCGCCCACGAACGCACCGACCGAGGACCCGUUCCAGAAACCGUAGUGAGGUACAUUUACGGCCGAAAACAGUCCGUACCUAUGCACCAAUUAGCUACACCGACCUCUCGAUCUGCUACGAUAGUUCAAGCUCCCCGGAAGGAUCACCCAUUCGCUACAUGUACUCGACCUACGGUGGCUUCCGAAUGCGGGCUCUUGGAGUACCUGAUCAGUAUUCACUGUCCAACAUCCAGGCGGCUCGGUUUAGUAAUCUAGAUUUCAGCAACGAUUUCCGGUUUAAGGUUACGCCCAAAGCCAAGACAGGUCUGGACCACAAAAUGCCCCCGAUCGAGAUAUUAAACAUUCCGCCAAAACCCUGCCUUACAAUAAUCGAUUUCAAUCAACUAACCCGUGGAGGUCUGGAGGAAGCCACCUCCGGACGUACAUUCGAACGGGAAAAGGAUAAAAUUCGUCGCCAUAUAAUGAAAAGCAGCUCAAGAAAGGCGUAG